GGCAGAAAAAAAAACGCUGGAAAUUUACUUCAGACAGAGUCCAGCUCGUUUCAGACUGGAAGGAGAUUGAUUUUAGGGACAGAAAAGGUGUUUUAAGAAGUUGCUGGCCAGAGCCACUGGGGGGCAAUGGCAGAUAACAGCAGCGGCACCAACGGCAACAGCUGGACUAUUCUCACACCUGAGGUGAAGGAGCCUGGGGUAGAGAGUGUGGGUCCCCUGGCUGAAGGUCUGGAAGGACCAGUCCACUCAGAACCAGCACAACCCAGAACAGAUCAGCAGGACCUGGAGAACCUCUCCUCCCACAGAUCAGACCUCACAGACGGACCUACAGAACACAACAGCGCUCCUGAUCCCCCUCAGGUAGCGCCUUUAGAGACCAAUGAAGCAGAAGCGUCCGUAAACUCCUCCCACCUGAAGGACUCGUCUCUCAGCGCGUCUCCAGUGGAGAUUCUCACCUGUCUGAGCUCUGAUCUCGAGCAGCAGGACGAGAGAGAAACAGCUCUAAACCUCGACGCUGAAUCAUUCUCCGACUCUUACUCACACAUCAGCUCAGGUACAGCCUCAGCCCCGCACCCUGCUGCUGCCUCACAGGAGGAGGAGGGGCUUUCAGCGGGGGAGGAGUCUCUGGAGCUGAGGAAGACUCUGAGAGAAGAAUCUUCUCCAGACGUUGACGUGUCUGAGGAGCAGGAGGUGGAGGGUGAUGGACUGAGGAGGAGAAAGGUUCCUCAGCUGAGCCCUGAAGAUCACCGAGAUGAAGAUGAGGAGGAAGAGGCUGAGGAAGAACCGUUCACUCCUCCUCGGAGAGAAGACGACGCCGGGUUCUCUCUGAAUAAGUGUAUUUUUGGAGCGGUGAUUCUGCUGGGCCUGGGCACCAUUUUCUUCUCAGGUGUGCUCUUGGAUCCAGAUGAGGAAGGAGAUGCUGAAGUGCAGGAGCUGAAAGAUCCACAUCUUAAAAAGGAGUGGAUGAAUCUUGAUGCUUCAGGAAACACACCUGCAAGUGUUCCUCCUCUAGAAGUACUGGAGCAACUAGCGAAGGAGAGUCAGAAAAUCGCUAUCUUACAGGCGCAGUUUCAGGAACAGGAAGGGGAACUAAAGGCAACGCAGCUGCAGGUGGAGGAAGGCAGCCGGGAGCGAGUGAAGAGGAAGGAGCUGGAGGUGGAGAUCCAGAAAAUGAGAGGAGAGCUGGAUAAACUUCCUGCUCUUCAGAAGGAGCUGGAGCAAGGAAACGAAAGAGCAAAGAAAGAUCUGGAGGCUCUUCCAGCCCUGCAGAAGGAGCUGGAGCUCCUGAAGGCCAGAGUUACAGAACUUACUCAGAGCACAGAUGGAGCUCAAUCUGUUACCCUCCAAUCAGAAUCAGCGACUCCCUCUGCUGGACCCGGAAGUGAACUGCCAUCUAGUCAAGGAAAGAAAGAGUGGAAGGAUAAGAAAUCGCAGGAGAAAGUGAAAAAAGAGAAAGAAUGGAAGGAAGGAAAAAAGGACAAAGAGGAAGGAAAGCCGUGGAAGGACCGAGGAAAUGAGGGGAAAGAACCAAAAAAGCAAAAAGAGCGAGAAAAGAAAGUCCAGCGAGAAGAAAGCAAAGAAUACAGAGCAAAAGGAGAAAGGAAAGUAGGGGUAGAUGAGAAAGAAGGGAAAAAGGGCAGAAAGCAAGAAGAAGGUAAAAGAUGGAAAGAUUCUGAAGUUAAAAGGGAUUCUAAAGACGAAGGUAAGAAAAGGGAGCGGAAAGAAGAUGACAAAAGAUGGAAAGAUGAUAAAGAUAAAGUAAAGAGAGAGAGUGGAGAAGAGAACGAGAAGGAAGAUAAAAAGUAUAAGAAAAAGGAGAAACCCUGGCAGCUGGACGGCGAAAGGGGCGGGACAAAGACAAAAGAAAGGAAGCAUUUCGGAGAGAAAGUGAAAGAGGGGAAGGAUGAGAGAGACUGGGAAAAGAGAAGACAAACUGGCUCAGAUGAUAAAAAAGAAUGGAAGGAGAAAAGAAAAGAUGGGAAAGAGAGGAACGAGUGGGAUACUGAGGAAGGAAGUCAUCCAAAAGGUGAAGGAGGAAAAGCCAAGAAGAAAGAAUCGUGGAAAGGAGAGAAAGAUCAUCAUCACCGUGGUAAAAAAGAACGAAAAGAAAGGGAUGAGAGGGAUGCUGAAAAUGAAAAUGAAGGAAACGAAAGAAAUGAAAGAAAACCAAAAAGUGAGAGAAAAGCCCACAAAAAAGAUUCAUGGAAAGAAGAGAAGAAUCAUAAUCGAGAAGGAAAUGGGGAUAAAAAUGCGUGGAAAGAAAGGAAUGAGUGGGAUGCCGAAAAUGAAAGGAUAGAGAGGAAAGACAAAAAGCAGAAGAAGAAAGACUGGAAAGAAAGGAAUGAAUGGGAUGCCGAAAAUGCCGAAAGGAUAGAGAGGAACGACAAGAAGCAAAAGAAAGACUGGAAAGAAAGGAAUGAGUGGGAUGCUGAAAAUGAAAGAAAUGCAAAAGGUGAGAGAAAAUCCCACAAGAAAGAUUCAUGGAAAGAAGAGAAAGAAGGGAAUGGUGGAAAGAAAGAGUGGAAAGAACGUACAGAUAAGCGCUCGAGUGGAAAAGAGAGAGAGUGGCCAAAAAACGAGGAAAAGGAGGAGAACAGAAAGCAGCAUAAAGGCGAAUACGAGAAGAACGGAGAAAGGUGGAGCAGGAAGAACAAAUCGAGGAACCCCUCUCCAGAAAAGGAACCCCAUCAUUUAUACACUGACCGACAGCAAAGCGAGGACCAAUCACGUGCCGGGGAUUACUGGGCGGAGCAGAGAGAACGGAUACGUCAUUUCCGCGGAUCGACGGAGGGAUGCGACGGAGUGACGGCCUGCGCCCGUGCUGAAGGUCUAUCGCCCGUCUCUAAAAGCGAUUUUGAGUCUUUCCUCUCCACCUACCUGGAAAAGUUACGAUCUCCUGAGAACCAGGCCUCUAAAAAAGAGGAGCUGAAUAAGCUCAUCAGUGAAUUCUUCACCAACGGAGUCUUCAUCCACGACCAGAUACCGUUCAGCGAGUUCGUGGAGGACGUAGCCGACAUUUUGGAAGACAUGGCGGAAGAAGAAGAGGAGGAUAAGGAGGUGGAGGACGAGAUGGAGGAGUUUGAAAGGGAGGCGAUGGAGAAGUUUGCGCUUCAGGACAGAGGAGGGGAGGAAGAGAAGAGGAGGGAGAGUGGGAGGAAGAGAGCUUCAGGCUGAAGGAAGGAAAGGAAAGGAUGGAGGUCUUAGAAGUAGGCCUGUCACAAUAAUUACAUUAUCAGCUUAAAAAUGCCCCCUAUCAACACCCAAAACAUACCUAAAGAAACUUUAUGCCGGUCCAAUGCGGUCCAGCUGGUACAGACCGGGGCUUCCCCUGCCUUCACACUUUGCAGUAUGUAUAGUCUUUAAAAGGAUGUAAUUCCUUUGUUAUGAUAUUAUGUUAUCAUUCUAUUAGUGCCAUAUAAACAGUAUCGCAAUAAUUUCUGUGAAAACAUAUUGUUCACAAGAAAUUGUUAUCGUGACAGGCCUACUUAGAAGGAAAAAAAAUGAAAAUGUUAUAUUAUAUUAUAUAAUUAGGGUUGGUUUGUUCUUGUGGAUAAUUUACAAAGCAGGAUUUCUUAUUGAGCAUAUAGGGUUUAAAUUCAGUUUCUAUAAGUAAAAAAAAAACAAAUUGUGUUCUUGGACCGGUUCCAAACGAACUAUGAAGCUUUUCUCUUGUAGUGAGAACGUGAUCCGGUCUCGGUCUGACCCAACUAUAGAUAUAGUCCAUUUAUUUGAGCUAAACUGCUGAUAAGGCACAGUUUAAUCUGAUAUAUAUAGACCAGAUAAUGCUAAUUAAUUAUCACAGCUAUGUACAAACACCGUCUCUGCUGCUCCAUGCUGUUUACACACUGCGUGCAGUAUGUGCAACGUUCACUGCUCAACGUUCACUGUGCUGCACGUCCCAUUAAAAACACUGUGUUUCAAAACUUAUCGGCACAUCUUCUGACCAAUCAGAGGAGAAGAUGUGCUCGCUUGGUUUAUUAGUAGGGGUGUCACGAUUCUCUAAAUCCUCGAUUUGAUUUUAUUUUCGAUUUUAGGGUCACGUUUCGAUUCGAUUCUCAAUUUUCUUUUUUCUGGCCUAUGCCAGUUUUUUUAAGAUAUAUAUGUAAUGACAUCUAGUGUCUUUUUUUUGGUAGCAGCAGUGCGCACUAUUAAAACAGCAAUGUGUAACAUAAUAUAAAUAAAUAAUAAAAAAAUACAGGAACAGUCAUGUACAAAAUAAUAGAACAAUUAGAGCCUUAACAAACUGAACUCUAUCCUACUAUAACAGUUAAACAUGAAAAAUAAGACUUUAAGACUUUUCUUUAAUAAAGAUAUAUUAUUAACUUUAUCUGAGAGAAAGAUGCUCCUUAAGGUACCAAAACUAUUAGCAUAUUUGAGGCUAGACAAAACAACUGAUAUUUUUUUUAUAUUUUCAAGUUUUUCUUUAAGAAGAUGAGAGUGUCCACAUUCUCUGGAGAAAGAGCUGCUCUUUCAGCAGUCACAAUGUCCGCGGCUACAGUGUGCUGCGUUAUUUGUGUAGCUUAGAGGGAGGGAUCGUAGAUCAUCUUUUUGACUUUGAUGCUUGAGACAAUGACAUCAUUUCGAUCGAUUUCGCUAAAAUAACGAAAUCAUAAAAUAUGGAAAUCGUAACACCCCUAUUUAUUAGUGCACAUUUUGGUGUGUUUAGGUUUGUGCCUGUGUGAAAACAAACCAAACAGAGGGAGAAACAAACUCAUCAACUGAUCCAGAGCAUAGAAACCAAACACUACAAGAAUUGAUAUUCCUAAAUGACCGAAUUGAGGAUUCCCAGAGUAAUGUUUCUUAGCUCUCCUUCUAUUAAACAGGCUUGAGUUUUAUCUUGAAAUCCUGCUUUGUAAAAUUUUAAAACUUGUUCUAUUAAAGAGCCGCUGCACUGCUGUAGAUAUGAGCCACUGGAGUCACCUGUUAUAAAGUGUUCAUAAACACUAGCAUUCAAAAGUUUGGAAUCGAUUAUAAUAAUAAAAAUAAAAAUAAGGGUACAGUAAAUAACAGGACUUACAACAGAAUGCCUCAACUAAUAAUUAUUUAAUUGACAUGAUAAAAACGUAUUAAUCAUAUCAUAUAUCAAUCAUAUUUUUUAUUUACAACAAUCUUAAGCAUUCUAAUUUAGUAAGAUUUUUUAUAAUGUCUUAACAGGCAUCAAUUAAUCAUUAGUUAAGACAUUACUGUCAUAAGUGUGGUUAUUUGUGUCCUUUUUUAUAAAAAGUUACCUGAUAUUCUGUAUAAUAUAAAAGCAAGGUGAUGCACGUGCAUAAAAAAGAUAUAUAAAAUAGGACUUUGCAACUUGAUAGAAGUUGUAUAAUUUAUUUGAUUUAAAGCUCACCUACCGUCGUUUUUUCUUUCAUUUUAAAAUGUCUAGUUGUGGUCUCUAGUAUGAAUGAAUGACAUGUGAGCCGUUUUUGUAAAAAAAAAAGUGCUCAGGUGUCUCUGUAUAGCUCUUUUUUAAUGGACUGUUUUAGGGGUGUGUCCAAAAUGACCGGAUUCCAGCUUUGCUCAUGAAUAUUCAUACAUGCAAACAGCAUGCAAAUAUCUCUCCUCUGAUUGGCUAGGAGCACUGCGACGCCCCUCCGCCGCUCUGCCGCUCACUGCCUCCCACCUCCUAACUGAUGAGCGGUGAUGUUGCGUCGCUUCAGCUCCGCCUCUGGGAGUUUCUCGAGCCAAGGUGGGCUGGUCUGUGAGUUUCUGCCUACGUAGGCAGAAAGAUAAUUCAAAAUUCACCCGUUUUUCGGAGGGGGGGAGGGGGGAUUUCUUUGCUUAGCUCCUGCAGACAAUGGGGGCUGCAAAACAGUUUAAUGUGCAGGUGUACACAUUCAACUCGGAGAGACCUACUGUAUUCCACAAAAAACAAGAAAAAUCGGAUUUUCGCGGAAGGUGAGCUUUAAGUAAAUUUUAGGCAGCUGUAAAUCUAUAUUUUAAAUACUAUGAAAGCAAGUUGGUGGCGCAUACAUUUUUUUUAAGUUUAGAACUGAUAGAAUGUAUUAUAAUUAUGAAUAAAUAAAUAUUUGGCAGCUGUGAAUAAAAAUGUUAUGGCUUCUACAGAGCUGUUAAAUAAAGGUAGCAUAAAAUUUAAUAAUUGAAUGCGGACUAUCCUGUAUCCUGAGACAAGCUUAAGUAUAAGAACAGAAAUCAGUUAAAAAACCUGUAAAAAUGGUACUUUUUAAAUAUCAAAUAAAUACAGUAUUUAUUUAAAGCUACAUUGUUUAAGUUACUGUAAUGCAAUUAAUUUAAAAUAAUUAAAUAAAGUGGUUCCAGACUUUUGAAGGCUACAUUUCACGGUACAUGAUAUAGAAAUUAAAGCUUAGCUUGCAUAGACGUAUUAUCAUAUUAUUGCAAACUGGGUUGCCAGAUAUUCUGCUCAGACAAUGACUAGUGCAGAAUUUUUUUUUUUUUUUUGUAUUGUGGAAAAGAGACUUGGAGAAUGGUACAAUUUUCAGAUAUUUUGUUGAGUUUCUCGUCUGCCUUUUUUGUAUUUUUGGGCAGAACAUUAUUUGUGUGUGUUAGUGAGUGUGAAUGAGUAUUUUUCAGUAUUUAAGUUGGAGUAAGUCAAAUUAUACAUCUUAAUUUUAAAGAGUAACGGGAACAUUUCAUACAUUUCAUACCUGUAACAUUUUAAAGAUUUCCUCUCUGUGCGCUUUAGUUCCGGGUUUGAGCUACUGAUCUAAUUUUAAGGCUUUAUGUGCUUUUUUUUGUUGUUAUUUAUUAUAAUGUAUUUGUUCAGUAUGUUUUUAAAUGGGUGUUUGCUUGUAGUUUUUAGUUGUUGAGAAAAGAAACUGGUUUUAUUGCAACCAAACAAUCAGCUACUUUUUAUAAGCUAGACUUGCUCUGCUGGCAGGACCUUCUGGGGUUGUUUCUAGUUUUCAUUUCUGCGUCACAAUAAAACUUAUAAAUAAAAAGA
Messenger RNA from Astyanax mexicanus (Mexican tetra), 6913 nucleotides. It is a transcript of the gene pbxip1b, whose product is annotated as pre-B-cell leukemia homeobox interacting protein 1b. The record is from RefSeq and is a predicted model, not a curated record. Bases 127 to 3174 code for a protein of 1015 amino acids. The transcript has 10 exons. NCBI's taxonomy places the organism in Eukaryota, Metazoa, Chordata, Actinopteri, Characiformes, Acestrorhamphidae.